Molecule: messenger RNA, 1144 nt
Organism: Periophthalmus magnuspinnatus
Lineage: Eukaryota; Metazoa; Chordata; Actinopteri; Gobiiformes; Gobiidae
Gene: snrpb2
Product: small nuclear ribonucleoprotein polypeptide B2
Exons: 7
Coding region: 105-755 (216 amino acids)
Biological process (GO): mRNA splicing, via spliceosome
Cellular component (GO): U1 snRNP
Molecular function (GO): U1 snRNA binding
Source: RefSeq, a predicted model, not a curated record
GCGCGUGGCGGCAGCAGCUGUUAAAUUCACGGUCGUAGAGAAUUGCGUCACUUCCGGGUUGUUUCCGCGUGUUUUCGGCUCAAACUCAAAAAACAGAGCUCAAAAUGGACAUCAGACCGAAUCACACCAUUUACAUCAACAACAUCAACGACAAAGUGAAGAAAGAAGAGCUGAAGCGGUCCCUGUACGCUCUCUUCUCUCAGUUCGGGCAGGUCGUGGACAUCGUGGCUCUGAAGACGAUGGCGAUGAGAGGACAGGCCUUUGUCGUCUUUAAAGAACUCGCAGCAGCAACAAACGCCCUGAGACAACUGCAGGGAUUCCCCUUCUACAACAAGCCCAUGAGGAUCCAGUACGCUAAAACCGACUCUGAAAUCAUCUCCAAAAUGAAGGGAACGUACGGAGACAAAGAGAAGAAGAAAGAGAAGAAGAAGAAGGCUCAAGAGGCAGCGGCCAAUCAGAACAAGAGACCUGCCCAGAUCCCGGUCGCAGCCCACACACCUGUGCAGGUCCCGGACAACCCUCCAAACCACAUCCUGUUCCUCAGUAACCUCCCCGAGGAGACCAACGAGAUGAUGCUCUCCAUGUUAUUCAACCAGUUCCCAGGCUUUAAGGAGGUGCGCUUGGUUCCGGGGAAACACGACAUUUCAUUUGUGGAGUUCGAGAGCGACACUCAGGCCGGAGUCGCCAAAGACGCUCUGCAGGGCUUUAGGAUCACAGCCACCUGCGCCAUGAGGAUCUCCUACGCCAAGAAGUGACCCUGAACGCACCGCCGGAGACCCGACCCUGAACGCACCACCGGAGACCCGACCCUGAACGCACCACCGGAGACCCGACCCUGAACGCACCGCCGAAGACCCGACCCUGAACGCACCGCCGAAGACCCGACCCUGACCCUGAAGGCACUACCAGCUCAAACGCGUGGAGCGUCUCAGGCCUGGGACAUCUUUCAUCUUUCACAAUAAACCUGCUCAGAGCAUCAUGUUUAGUUUAGGCUUUUAUUUUGUAGGGGUCACAGGAAGUGCACAGGUUUAUUUAACACUUGUAUUUUAAAUUUUCUUUACCGUUUUUGGACGCCUUGACCUCAGAACUGUCGACGUUAAUUUGUUUUGUAAAAAUUCUGCCUUUGUGAUAAAUUAGUUUUUUU